Messenger RNA from Columba livia (rock pigeon), 2741 nucleotides. Its product is annotated as opsin-5. The record is from RefSeq and is a predicted model, not a curated record. Lineage: Eukaryota; Metazoa; Chordata; Aves; Columbiformes; Columbidae. The coding region runs from base 117 to 1310 and encodes 397 amino acids. Gene Ontology annotation, cellular component: plasma membrane. The transcript has 6 exons. Gene Ontology annotation, molecular function: G protein-coupled photoreceptor activity. Gene Ontology annotation, biological process: G protein-coupled receptor signaling pathway; phototransduction; cellular response to light stimulus.
UUGGAGAGCUCCCCUGAAUACAGGGAGCAGAAACUGAGGAAAGGGCUUGAAACCAACGUAUUUCACUGGGACGUAGUGAGGAAAGGAGAAUUUCUGGGCUACAAACUCCACUGAAAAUGUCUGUCCAGUUUUCUCCACAGGCACCCUGGAGGAACAACAACAUCAGUUUCCUGAGCAGAGAGGCAGCUGUAACAGAGCAAGGAGAGACUAUCAUAGGUUUCUACCUACUGGCUUUAGGUUGGCUGUCUUGGUUUGGAAACAGCAUUGUGAUUUUUGUCCUGUAUAAACAAAGACAUCUUCUGCAGCCCACUGACUACCUCACAUUUAACUUGGCAGUAUCAGAUGCUAGUAUCUCUGUGUUCGGUUAUUCACGGGGGAUCAUUGAAAUCUUCAAUGUCUUCAGAGACGAUGGAUUCAUUAUCACAUCAAUAUGGACUUGCCAGGUCGAUGGCUUCCUGACACUUCUCUUUGGCCUGGCUAGCAUUAAUACCCUCACAGUAAUCAGUGUGACUCGCUACAUCAAAGGCUGCCAUCCUGAGAGAGGUCACUGCAUCAGCAACAGCAGUAUGACAGUGGCUCUGGUUCUCAUCUGGAUAGCAGCUUUCUUCUGGUCAGCAGCUCCAUUACUUGGCUGGGGCAGUUAUACAGAUCGUAUGUAUGGCACAUGUGAGAUAGACUGGGCAAAAGCCAACUUCUCGACAAUUUACAAGUCCUACAUUGUCUCCAUUUUUAUCUGCUGUUUUUUCCUACCUGUAACAGUCAUGGUCUUCUCAUAUGUGUCAAUUAUCAACACCGUCAAGCUAAGCCAUGCAUUAACAGGACUGGGUGACCCCACAGACAGACAGAGGAGAAUGGAGCGGGACGUCACAAGGGUUUCUAUUGUCAUUUGCACAGCCUUCAUUAUUGCAUGGUCACCAUAUGCUGUCAUCUCUAUAUGGUCUGCCUAUGGUUACCCUGUGCCCAAUCUUACCAGCAUCCUUGCCAGUUUGUUUGCUAAGUCUGCCAGUUUCUAUAAUCCCAUUAUCUACUUUGGAAUGAGCUCCAAAUUUCGGAGGGACAUUUUCAUCCUGUUCCAUUGUACCAAGGAAGUCAAGGACCCUGUGAAGCUCAAACGUUUCAAAAACCUCAAGCAAAAACAAGAACCUUCUCAGAAAGAAGAGAAGUAUGUGGGAGAAAUGCACCCUGCACCAAGCCCUGAUUCUGGGGUGGGAAGUCCUACCAAUACCCCACCUCCAGCAAACAGGGAAGUGUAUUUUGGUAUUCUUGAUACACCAUCUAAUAACCCUGAUAUUGAAUGUGAUAGACUGUAAGUUUUUUGGCCACCUAACACAUACACUCACUUUGUGUUCAGGAAGACCCGUUUCAGAUCUGUGCUUGAGUGAUUUCUUAAUUUCCAGUCCAUCUGUUUCUUUCUAUAGCACUGAUGACUAUGCAACUCAAGCAAAUCAGAUGGUAAAGUGAUAUUUUCCUUCUAUGUAGGUACAAAAAGCCAUGAAGCACAUUACAAUGUGGGCAUAACACCCAGUGCCAGAAACAUUUAAUCUUCGCAUUCAUGCAGGAAAAGGAGGAAUGUCUUGUGAAGAGCAGGCAUUAGCUAACAAAAAUAACUAAUAUGUGGCUAUCCAAAUGUUACUAAUUAGGACAUUGUAUUUCCAAAUACGGUUUUUGCUCUUCAGGAGUCCCACCCAUAGAGGUCAGUUUUCCAUGGUGCUGUAGGAGAAGACAGGCCCUGCUGAGACUGCCAUGGAGCUGCUGCAGCUCCAACAGCUGUGGACUGGCAGGCAAAGCCAUUUGCUCCCUGCGGGCACCGACGGGUGCCUGCCAUGGGCUCCCAGAUCCUGUCCCUGCAUGGCUGUGCAUCUGAUCCGCUGUGCCUGACUCUGUGUGUGUCUAAAUGGGUGCUAGGAGCUGUAGAUCUUGGCACUUGCUAGUGGCUGCAGUCUGAACAGUGGCUUCAUACUUUUCCUCAUUGGUCUGCAGAACUAUUUCCUCCUUCCCCGACCUUCCCAGCAAGCAGGGCUCAGGAAAGCUGGCCUUUAAUUUUAGUGAUCUGUCUCCAAACUGGUUGUUUUUCUACCUGGUGGAGCAAAAGAUGUUGUACAGGCAAUGAGACCAAAAAUGACACUACAGUUUUAAGAGUACUGAUGAAGUGUGGCAUCAGAGCUAUUUACAAAACAUAAUCCAACACUUCACUGCUGCUUCUAAAGAAGGUUUUUGUACCUGCCUAUGGGUAAAAAUGACUUUUAGGUAAACGUAACUAAGUAGCAACUAAGGACAUUGAUUCAAAUAGCUGAGCUGUAGGCUUAAAUUGGUAGCAAGACUACAAUUACUACAUGUAGUAAUAUCCAAUUAUUCCAGUUUAUUUUACAGAUUCAAAGGAGAUAUAUCUUCAUAAUUUCCCAUCUUGGAAAUUAACUGCAUAAUCAGAGACUUCUGUAAAAAUGUCUCAGGAUUAACUGUGGAAAUUGUGGGUUCGUUUAGUGCCAUUUGCAAACUAAACAAGGAAGAAAAGAAAAACCCAACAACAUUAAUUGCUAACUUCACUGCUAUUUAUGACUUUCUGGAAUCUCACUGUCUGGGUGUGCUAAAUUGUAGCUGUUUUGCGAAAGAAGUAUGCUUUUCCAGAUGUGUUUCUUGGGACAGUUGCAAAGAGAGCCGCCUUCAUUUCCCCCAUUGCUUUAUUUGUUUUGAGAACAUCACCUGUGUUUGAAGUUAAAAACAAAUAAACAUUAUAAGCGACA